GGCUGGAGCGGGGCGUCUCAGAGGUUGCGCGCCUUCCAGAGCCCAAGGACUUACAGCUUCCUCGCUGCCUUCCCGGGCCAACAACCCCCUCCCAAAAGUUGUGAUGCUUUUCUUUACCCAGUGCUUUGGGGCUGUGUUAGAUCUCAUUCACCUCCGGUUUCAGCACUACAAGGCUAAACGGGUUUUCUCCACUGCUGGGCAACUUGUCUGUGUUGUCAACCCCACACAUAACCUCAAGUAUGUGUCCAGUCGUCAUGCCAUCACCCAGAGCACUCCAGAGCAAGGCAGUUUCCACCCGCACCACCUCACCCACCACCACUGCCACCACUGCCACCGCCACCACCUCCGCCACCACGCCUGCCCCCACCACCUUCACCAUCAGGAGGCAGGGCUGCACGCUGCCCAGGUGACACCCUGCAUGUGCACGUGCCCCUUGUUCUCCUGCCAGUGGGAAGGCCACCUGGAGGUGGUGGUGCCCCACCUGCGGCAGAUCCACAGGGUUGACAUCCUCCAGGGAGCUGAGAUCGUCUUCCUGGCCACGGACAUGCACCUGCCCGCACCAGCCGAUUGGAUCAUCAUGCACUCCUGCCUCGGCCACCACUUCCUGUUGGUGCUGAGGAAACAGGAGAGGCACAAAGGACACCCCCAGUUCUUUGCCACCAUGAUGCUGAUUGGGACACCCACCCAGGCCGACUGCUUCACCUAUCGCCUGGAGCUCAACAGAAACCAUCGGCGUCUCAAAUGGGAAGCCACCCCCCGGUCUGUCCUUGAGUGCGUGGACUCGGUGAUUACCGAUGGGGACUGCCUCGUCCUCAACACCUCGCUGGCCCAGCUCUUCUCCGACAAUGGCAGUCUUGCCAUCGGGAUUGCCAUCACUGCAACAGAGGUCCGCUCCUCAGAAGCCGAGAUGUGAGUCCAGGAGCCACAGGCCACUCCCACGCAGCCACCCCUCAUCAGAGACUCUGCCUGCGCUCCUUGGACCGCCCAGUGCCAGGACUCCAGACUCCUUCUUAUCCUUUUCUUCCUUACUUUCUUUUUUUUUUGUUUUGGUCUCAGGUACUUUGUGGUAUUUAGUAUUUGUCGUCAUGGGCAUUAUAUUAUGUAAACAUCCUGUGAUUCAA
Molecule: messenger RNA, 1121 nt
Organism: Carlito syrichta (Philippine tarsier)
Lineage: Eukaryota; Metazoa; Chordata; Mammalia; Primates; Tarsiidae
Gene: SIAH3
Product: siah E3 ubiquitin protein ligase family member 3
Exons: 2
Coding region: 104-913 (269 amino acids)
Biological process (GO): multicellular organism development; proteasome-mediated ubiquitin-dependent protein catabolic process
Cellular component (GO): cytoplasm
Molecular function (GO): ubiquitin protein ligase activity; ubiquitin conjugating enzyme binding
Source: RefSeq, a predicted model, not a curated record